Ipomoea triloba (trilobed morning glory) is the source of this 1624-nucleotide messenger RNA. Its product is annotated as cinnamoyl-CoA reductase 1-like. The coding region runs from base 102 to 1079 and encodes 325 amino acids. The record is from RefSeq and is a predicted model, not a curated record. The transcript is spliced from 6 exons. Gene Ontology annotation, molecular function: oxidoreductase activity, acting on the CH-OH group of donors, NAD or NADP as acceptor. Lineage: Eukaryota; Viridiplantae; Streptophyta; Magnoliopsida; Solanales; Convolvulaceae.
AAGUGGAGCCUUGCAUCCAGUACGUAAUUUCUUAGCACUGCAUAUAAUUAAGCUGAAAGACCGUCCAGCUAGCCGGCGGCGAUCGGAAUUUGGAAGUGAAGAUGAGCGGAGAGGGGAAGGCCGUAUGCGUGACUGGUGGCUCGGGCUUCAUAGCUUCUUGGCUCGUCAAGCACUUGCUCCUCCGCGGUUACACAGUCCACUCCACCGUUCUCAACCUCAGAGAUCCAAAUCAGGUGGCACAUCUUCUUGCAUUUGAUGGGUCAAAUGAAAGGCUGCAUUUGUUUGAAGCUGACUUGCUUGAAGAAAACUCUUUUGAUCCUGCAAUCAAGGGUUGUGAUGGUGUUUUUCACACAGCAUCACCUGUUACUUUUUCACCAUUGGCUACUAAGGCAGAACUAGUGGAUCCUGCAGUAAAAGGGACACUAAAUGUUCUUGGAUCAUGUGUGAGAACACCUUCGGUAAAAAGGGUAGUGGUGACAUCCUCAACAGCUUCAAUUUUGAUCAAAGAAAACCCAAUAAGUCCAGAUGAUGUGGUUGAUGAAACUUGGUUUUCAGAUAAAGAAUAUGUUGAGGAAAACAAGCAAUGGUAUAUCUUGUCUAAAAUCCUUGCUGAGGAAGCUGCAUGGAAAUAUGCAAAGGAGAAAGGGAUUGACAUUGUCACAUUGCACCCUUGUUGGGUAAUUGGCCCUAUGUUACAACCGAGACUUAGUUUAAUUAAUCAGUUGAUUCUCGACCUCAUAAAAGAAGGAGUGGAAUUUUCACCAGCUGGAAACUAUAGAUUUAUUGAUGUUAGAGAUGUUGCAAAUGCUCAUAUACAUGCAUUUGAGCUACCUUCUGCAAGUGGAAGAUAUUGUUUGAUUGGGGUAACAGUGCACUCUUCCAAGGCUUUGAAGAUUAUAGGCAAGCUUUACCCUUCUCUUGCCCUUCCUGACAAAUAUAAAGAAGAUUUGCUUAUAGCACCAAGCUACCAAGUAUCACAAGAAAAGGCAAAACAGUUGGGCAUCACCUUGACCUCUUUGGAAGUGAGCCUUAGGGACACUGUUGAAAGUUUAAAAGAUAAAAACUUCCUCAACUUCUAAGAGCAUUGGCACAAUGGAAAUAUUAAGAGUUAAUACCAUCUAAGAUCCUCCGAGUAUAGUGGUUUAGUCACAUUUAAUCUUAAACUUUUAAAUUACAAAUUGUUAUUAUCUGUGAUCUAAGUUAACCACUUAAGGUCCUUAAACUAUCAAAUUUUAAUCACACAUGGUCACUAUCAAAUUUUAACCACUCAUGGUCCUUACAAGAUGACCGUGGAUGGUUAAAUUUUAAAAAUUGAAGGACAAUGGGUGGUAAACUUAGACCACAAAUGGUAACAAUUUGAAAGUCAAAGGACCACAAGUACUAAUUUGAAAAUUUAGAACUAAACGUGGCUAAAUCACUAUACUCGAAGGACGCCAUAUGGCAUUAACUCAAAAUAUUAAAUCUUCAACUCAGCCUUCCUCGUCCACUCACAAUCCUUAUAUCAUAGACAGGGAUUCACAGUGCACUGUGGACCCUGGUACAUGAGUAUGUGUCUUAUAUUGUGAAUUUUUGUGUCUUAUAUUUUGAAAUUAUGUACUUUAAGAGUAUGAAUACCUAAAAUCAA